Molecule: messenger RNA, 3727 nt
Organism: Lutra lutra (Eurasian river otter)
Lineage: Eukaryota; Metazoa; Chordata; Mammalia; Carnivora; Mustelidae
Gene: MPEG1
Product: macrophage expressed 1
Exons: 1
Coding region: 371-2524 (717 amino acids)
Biological process (GO): defense response to bacterium
Source: RefSeq, a predicted model, not a curated record
AAUCUGCCGUGAAGGCAGCCAUGAAACGUGUAGUGGCACUUUUUCUGAGAGCCCAUUACUGGGGCAGAGUCACCAGCCUGGGGCUGGGGGGCAGAGAGGGGCCGUUAGGGCAGUUAACUGUUAAGGUUACAGGGCUGCCUUUGCAUACCUAGCACAACAUGAUUUUUUUAAAGUCCUGAUGGGCCUUUGUAUUCCAACCAACUCUCGUUUCCCUAUUUUGUAAUUAGACUAGCCUGAAGAGGAACUGGUGGCUUUGGGAGAACUGUUGUAUAUGUUCAUUUCCACAGCUGCCUUCUUUCCCAUCUGCUCAGUUUGUACCAAGCUCGCUGGCUGCUGCCUAGGGCUGGUGUGUGGUGGGACUGUCUGAGCCAUGAACGGCCUCACGGGUGCUGUCCUCUUCUGGGCAGUGGUAGCCUGGGCUGAAACGAACGAGCGUUUAGGAGAGACGAAUGAGGCUGGAUUUCAAAAAUGCAAGAACGCCUUGAAACUACCUGUUCUAGAAGCCUUACCCGGAGGGGGCUGGGAUAACCUGCGGAAUGUGGACAUGGGACGGGUAAUGGACCUGACUUACAGGAGUUGCAGGACCACGGAAGAUGGACAGUACAUCAUCCCCGAUGAAAUCAUCAGCAUCGCCCAGAAACAAAGCAACUUAGAGAUGAACUCUGAAAUCCUGGAGUCCUGGGUGAAUUACCAGAGCAGCACCUCCUUCUCCAUCAACUCAGAGCUCUCCCUCUAUUCCAAGGUCAAUGGCAAAUUCUCCUCUGGUUUCCAGAAGAUGAAGACCCUUCAAGUAAAAGACCAAGCUGUGACUACCCGGGUUCAGGUGAGAAACCUGAUCUAUACAGUCAAGAUCAACUCAGCUUCAGAGCUAAGCUGGAGGUUUAAGAAGGAGCUGAUGGACAUCUCUGAGCGCCUGGAGAACAACCAGACGCGGAUGGCGACCUACCUCGCAGAACUGCUGGUCCUCAACUACGGCACGCAUGUCAUCACCAGCGUGGAUGCCGGUGCUGCUCUCAUCCAGGAGGACCAUAUCCGAGCCUCAUUCCUACAGGACAGCGAGAGCAGCCACACCGCCGUGACUGCCUCUGCUGGGAUUGCCUUCAUGAACGUCGUGAACUAUAAAUUUGAGGAGAAUUACACCUCGCAGAGCGCCCUCACCAAGAGCUACCUCUCGAACCGCACCAACUCCAGGGUGCAAAGCAUUGGAGGGGUUCCCUUUUACCCGGGCAUCACCCUCCAGGCCUGGCAACAGGGCAUCUCCAACCACCUCGUGGCCAUAGACCGCGCUGGCCUGCCUCUGCAUUUCUUCAUCAACCCUGACAUGCUGCCCGAGUUGCCGGGGCCCUUGGUCAAGAAGCUGUCCAGGACGGUGGAGGCCGCCAUGAGGCGCUAUUACACGUUCAACACCUACCCUGGAUGCACCGAUGCCAAUUCGCCCAACUUCAACUUCCAGGCCAACACGGAUGACGGCUCCUGUGAUGGGAAAAUGACCAAUUUCUCCUUCGGAGGAGUUUAUCAGGAAUGCACCCAGCUCUCCGGGAAGGAGGUUGUCCAACUCUGCCAAAACCUGGAGCAGAAGAAUCCCCUCACUGGUGAUUUCUCCUGCCCCUCUGGCUACUCCCCAGUCCAGCUGCUCUCCCAGAUCCACGAGGACGGCUACAACCACCUAGAAUGUCAGCGGAAAUGCACCCUCCUCGUCUUCUGCAAGACGGUGUGCGAAGACGUGUUCCGGGUGGCAAGGGCUGAAUUCAGAGCUUUUUGGUGCGUGGCGAGCGGCCAAAUACCAGAAAACUCAGGACUGCUUUUUGGGGGCCUCUUCAGUGGUAAGAGCAUAAAUCCUUUGACAAAUGCACAGUCCUGCCCGGCUGGCUAUCUUCCACUGCGGCUCUUUGAAAGCCUCAAGGUAUGUGCCUCCCUGGACUAUGAGAUGGGAUACAGGUUUUCAGUCCCCUUUGGUGGCUUCUUUAGCUGUGCAGUCGGGAACCCUUUGGUAAAUUCUGCCACAUUCGAAGAUUUGGGGACACCUUCGCUAAAAAAGUGUCCCGGGGGCUUCAGCCAACACCUGGCCAUCAUCAGUGAUGGAUGCCAAGUGUCCUACUGCAUCAAGUCCGGGCUCUUCACAGGAGGGGCUCUUCCCCCUGCCAGGCUCCCCCCUUACACCCAGCCACCCCUCAUGAGUCAAGCUGCCACCAACACCGUCCUAGUGACUAAUAGUGAGACGGCCAGCUCCUGGAUUAAAGACUCCCAGACCCACCAGUGGAGGCUGGGGGAGCCGUUAGAGCUGCGCAGGGCCAUGAGGGUCAUCCGUGGGGAUGGCAGUGGUCUGUCGGGAGGGGCAGCAGCUGGGGUCACAGUGGGGGUCACCACUGUCCUGGCAGCCGCCAUCGCCCUGGCAGUCUAUGGCACCCGGAAGUACAAGAAGAGGGGCUACCAGCUGUUGGAGGAUGAGAGGCAGAGUUUGGCUGCGGGCACUGCAGACACUGGAGGUGCCCCUGACCAAGAACAGGAGCGGAGUCCAGCCUGAAUCUCUCCCCCGGAAACGUCUCUCCUGUCUCUGCAUGCUUGCCUUUCAUCUGUCUCCACUUCUGCCUUCCUGAGGACUGGCGUGACAGGUGCAGGAAAAAGUAGGUAUAACUUUGUGACUUCCUUAGGGCUCCCGGCCACAAAAUGAACAGAGCUGCGUGGACAGGGUUGGGGAGGGUAGGACAGACAACGUGCCUUUUAAGCCAAGGUCAUCCUGGGGGCUAAAACGUGAAGGGGGUGUCUUUUCUCUGUGUGCAUCACUGUUUAUCUUCACCUGACUACAACCCUGAGAAAAGAGAGCGCGGAGCAUGCAGACCUUUGGGUUUGGGGACCCUGCAUUUAAUCUGAGAUCGGUUUCCAAUUCACGAGCUGUAAGAAUUUCUGUUUUGUUUUUUAAAUAUCUCUCUGGAUUUCAUGGUCCUGGGGGGCUGAAAUUUCCCCCAUAAGAUAGGGGAAGUCCCGCACGGGCACUGAUUUUCAGCCUUGAGGGUUCUGUACCGAUGCAUGGGGUCCUCCAAAGCUUAUCUGAACAGCAAGAUGUUGCCUCUACUAAGUCUGUCUUCUAGCUUUCCAACCAUGAUUCAGACUCACUCAGAUCAGGCCACUCUUGGACUCGAGACUAGUGCCAUAAGGUCCUCAAAAAUAUUUUAAUUUCACAAUCUUCUAUUAGGAGGUUAAGGGAGAAGGGACGGUUUCGAGACAAGGCAUGAGGAAAGAAAGGAUGAGAACUGGACAAGAUCCUGGCACUCAGGGGUAACUGAAAUCCUUACCCUUAACCACCUGCCUGGCUUAUGGAGCGGCAGAUUGGGGUAGAACAAGCAUUACAAUUUCCUGGUCUCUGUUUCCAGAGUACUACCCCUUCUUCGUUCAUGAAGGACCCCUCCCCUUCCCGUCCUCACAUCACUGUACACACCCCCAAACACACGUGUGCACCCCCAAACAUACACGCACACCCCAAACACAUGUGUGCGCACACACACUCCUUCCCCCCACCCAGCACAUUCCAGCAAGAAGUCUGCAUUUUUCUAGGGGCGGGAGACAAGGGAAAAUGCAAGAAAUCAAAGUAAGCCCACACCAAAGUAUUAUUUCCUCCCUAAAACCAAAACAGAAUAGAAACUACCAAUUAUAUAUCUUACCUUUGUUUUCUUCCCCCACCCCAGCAGAAAAGGGGUUGUCAUGAUCAAAUCCAUGUUUUUAAAUUAAA